CCUCCACGCAUGCGCAUUAGCUAUUACAGUGCUCGUCUCGCGGCUUCUUUUUUUAUUGUAGUUAUUCAAUUAUAAAUGUUUAAAUUAUAUAUUAUAGCAAAUUAUGUAAAAAGUUUUCGUACUAUUUAGCCGUUAUAAUAUUUUCUAAAAAUAAUAAUAAUAAUAAUAAUAAUAAACAAAAACUCUCUAAGACGUCUUAUUUACACCGGAAACUGUUGCCAGAUCGGAAAUGAUCAUAGAGGGCGGGACAUAUUUGAAAUUUGUGACUGUUGAAAGCCUUUUUCUGAGUCUCCUAACAGGUGCUUUUAUUAAUACCACUGGCAUUAUCGUCACUCUGUGAGGAAAACUCAAUGUCUUCAAAAAUCCCAAGAGGUACAAAUUUACCAACAGAGGCAAAAACCGUUCAGAAAACGGACACAAAUCUAAAAAAUUCAAGGGAAAAUGUCCCAAGGAAAAAUGUUGCUCCUAAAGUUCACAAAGGUGUUUCAACCAGAUAUGGGCAACAAGUGGAGCUGAAGGAGCAAAAUCAAAACCUGGUGGCUGCAAAUGAGGAGCUACAGAAAAACCUAUCAGGGAAGCAGCAAAGAGUUGAAGAGCUGGAGCUGCAACUCGAUGAGCUUCAGAAGGAGAACGUAGAGUUUCAGAAAAGCCUGCAGGACUGUCACACGCUCCUAGUUUCUGCCAAGAUAGACCCAGUUUUAGGGGAAAGGGUUGGAGAUGCAGUGAGACAGAAAGAAGACGAAAGGAAAGAAGUUAUGAGUGUUUCCACCGAACUGCUGAGGGAAUUAAAGGCUUUUGGAGAAAUUGCAUCACAACAGCGUACUCACCUACAGGAAAUCCAAGCAACAAUGGAGGACCUCACUAAAGCGCGAGAAAUUAUGAAGCAAGAAAGAGAGAAUUUCUCUCAGGAGGCUGCUGAAAUGGAGAGAGCUCUAAAAGAGGCAGAAGCACUCUUAGAGUAACAAAGAAAUAUAUAUCUGUAUAUGUUAAUGUGAGAUUUUAUGUUGAAAUAAAGGAUUAAUGUUUUUCUACAGUAA
Gambusia affinis (western mosquitofish) is the source of this 1037-nucleotide messenger RNA. RefSeq names its product kinetochore localized astrin (SPAG5) binding protein (gene knstrn). Bases 351 to 962 code for a protein of 203 amino acids. The transcript has 9 exons. Gene Ontology annotation, cellular component: centriolar satellite; kinetochore; mitotic spindle. Gene Ontology annotation, biological process: spindle organization; mitotic sister chromatid segregation; regulation of attachment of spindle microtubules to kinetochore. Lineage: Eukaryota; Metazoa; Chordata; Actinopteri; Cyprinodontiformes; Poeciliidae. The record is from RefSeq and is a predicted model, not a curated record.